AUGAACAGGACAGAAGUUGGGGAUCCCAAUAUGAUGACACUUCUCCCGUUUCGGGGCGAUAUGGAGAAGAAUAUUCCGGCUGAAGAGAGCCUGACAGGAAUGAAUAUUAUCAUGAAACUGAACAAUGAGCAGAUAUUUGCGCUUUUAAGCUCUUAUGCUUCGGAUAAGGUCAAGCUACGAGUGGUGAUAAAAGAUGGCAAAAUCAACGGUUUACGAGUAGUAUCGAAAGUGGGGGCUGUGGAUGCUCCAUCUGGAUCUGCCGCAUCGUCGAAAAAGGUUGAGAUUAUCAAAUGCAAUAUUGUCAAGGAAACUAACGGGACGAUUUACCAUACACUAAAACAGAAAACAGCUAAGGAUCCUGCCUAUGCGGUGAAUAUGGGAACUCUGGAUUACCGGUUGAAUCUGAUCAAUUACAAGCCAACUGUGAGUGAAGAGAAUGUUCAUGAGGUGGCUAAUUUUAGCAAGUUGGUGAAAAUCGUUGAGUGCAUCGCCUCCACUGUUGGAGCAGGGGGAAGGUCGAAUAGUGUUGGGGUGUUUUACGAUGCACGUGAGGUGGUGGACAUUUUGACGAAGGGGAAACACUUCAGCGUUGCCGAGAGUAAAGAGAUCAACGAGAUAAUGAAGAUGCUCAAGCCCAGGGACGCACUACAGCAGGGGGAAGAUAUUGUUGAAUGGAAGUGGUUCCGUCUUACUCGAUCUUUUGAUAGCACGCGGUGGAUGAAGAAGUUGUUCCAGGAGGGGUACCGAUCGAAGGAUGCGUACACGAUGCUCUACUCGGGGCGGGUGGAUGCGGACAUGGUGUGCGAGAAGUCGAAGAUGGCGAAGGCCGAACCCGGGUACGCGGACAAGUCGACGCCUCCAUCUCCUGCGACGUCGUCGAAGUCGAGUGUGAUCUCGAGCCACAGCAGGUCGUACUCGAGGUCGAACUCGGUCAGCACGAGCGAGAGCCGACACUCGACGCCGCCUGGAAAGGAGGAUGCGAAGGACGUUAAAGAAGUCAAAGAUGCAAAGGAGGUGAAGGACUUGAAGAAGACGAAGCGGUCGUUCAAGGAGUACCGUCUGGCGAAGGGCCUCGAUUCGGGGACGCCGUCGACGCCUGCUUCCCCCCAGAUAGCGGUGGCCGCUGUUCCGGCGAAGCGCAAGAUGGAGCCCGAGGAGACCGCCCUGGAAGCAUCUGUGGAGACAGCGGGGACGGUAGAGGGUCCGGCGACAAAGGUGGCCCGGGGUCCCCGGUGGAACGUGCCCGAGACCGACGCGGAGGCGGCGGAGCUGGUGAGGACGUACCAGAGGCGGUACGGGGUGUACUUCCGGCUGUACCAAGAGUUGAAGAACGUAGAGAUGGGCGGCGGGGAGGAGGGUGGGCCCGACCUGGAGCGGACGAACGGGGCGAUCACGGAGUUGGUGGAAAUGCAGAACGAGCUGGAAAGCAUCCGGUGGGGGUUGGGGGUGUACUCGAGGGUAGUAGAGAAAUAG
Molecule: messenger RNA, 1473 nt
Organism: Pichia membranifaciens NRRL Y-2026
Lineage: Eukaryota; Fungi; Ascomycota; Pichiomycetes; Pichiales; Pichiaceae
Exons: 1
Coding region: 1-1473 (490 amino acids)
Source: RefSeq, a predicted model, not a curated record